Messenger RNA from Chanos chanos (milkfish), 4689 nucleotides. It is a transcript of the gene sorbs1, whose product is annotated as sorbin and SH3 domain containing 1. The transcript is spliced from 27 exons. The coding region runs from base 193 to 4608 and encodes 1471 amino acids. Gene Ontology annotation, cellular component: cytoplasm; cell-substrate junction; nucleus. Lineage: Eukaryota; Metazoa; Chordata; Actinopteri; Gonorynchiformes; Chanidae. Gene Ontology annotation, biological process: cell-substrate adhesion. The record is from RefSeq and is a predicted model, not a curated record. Gene Ontology annotation, molecular function: protein binding.
CAGCGCCGUACGCCGUUGUAAAGUGCGACCAAGUGCAGCGUGCUGUUGUAUUACCUACAGGGAACCCUGGAUUGCUUUCUUACCAAGGGCUCUCCAGCAGGGGGCACUGUGAGAUUUGACACUUCUUCCAGUUGUCCAGUCACGUCUGGUCCACGGACCAGUGCCUCAGUGCAGAUAACUCCAGUUCGGACCAUGAAGAGCUCCCCUGACCUCGUGCCCACUGUGCUGGACCCCAGUCGCGUGUGCAAAGGAAAGGGUACCGUGACACUGAAGGCCACUCUGGUUCAUAUAGAUGAUGAAGACUGCAUCAGCCAAGUGCCUGCAGACACAGCCAUGAGUGGCCGGCUUGACACUGUGAAUGGAGGUGCUACAGAAACAGGACUGACUGAAGGGUGUGUAAACAGUACAGGAGCCAACACAGUUCAAACGAACAAAACACCUCUACAGGUCGACACGUCUGUCAGAUCAGACCAGUCUCACAUCACACCCAACUUGACUGCGUCGUCAUUGGCCAAGGCUACAGUGCCCUACCCACCCACCACCAGUGUUAACCCCACCAUCGUCCUGCUCCAGCACAGCCGAGCUCUUCCAGACCCCACCCCAGAGCGAGGUAAAUUCUACCCUCAGGAGCCAUCAGACAGUCUAGACAGGGGGCUGUGUGAACCCCCUCAGCCCUCUGAGAUGGAUGGCAGAAGGAUGUCGGCUGUAAUCACCCCACCAGAGAGGCCCAGGCCCCCCAUGCGGAACACAGAGAAGUCAAAGGAUUGGUACAAAAACAUGUUCAAACAGAUUCACCGACUUCCAGAGCCCAUAGAGGAAAACCCAUACCGUCCCACCUACGUAUUCCCUGAGUCCAAUGACAGGCCGCUGAGAACCAAAGAUGAUGCUCCAUCCUACGCUUUUGGAGAUGAUGUGCAGAGAAGUGCAGUGGAUGCGGCCAGUUCUAAAUCCAGAGGGCAGGUGCCUGUGCCAACCCGAACGUCUUCCUUAAAACCUCAGACUAAACGGAACGACUGGGAGCCCCCUGAAAAGAAGGUGGACACCAGGAAGUAUCGUGCCGAGCCCAAGAGUAUAUUUGAGUACGAGCCGGGGAAGUCGUCUGUGCUAAGGCUGGAGAGACCGCCACAGGACUUAAGUCCAGAAGAAGUAGAUUUAGAGAAUGAGCCUUGGUAUAGAUUCUUUUCAGAGAUGGAGUUUACCAAAACGAGUGCCCCCUCUUUCAGCCCCUUGGAAACACCCUCCGAACUACAGCAAUACUCUGCCUGUAAACCAGGCCCCAGUGAGAGAGACCGGGAGGGGGCAUCAUCCUCCAGCGACCCUACUGCUCCAGAAUGUGACCGUCACAUUUACAAGAGUGUCCUGGAGGGAGGAGACAUCCCCCUGCAAGGGCUGAGGGCCCUAAACAGACGUCAUACCAGCACCUCCUCCAAAGCGGAUUACAAAGGUGGGAAUGGCUAUUUGACUUCAUCCUGCUCCUCUGUAAAUAGUCGCUCAGUUCUUGCAAGUAAUGCUUUAGCUUCCCAGUGUAAGAAUAAGAAGUCAUUAUAUGCUGCCAAAGCCUGCAUCCCUGAAAUCCUCCCCUCCAAAUUCAAACCCAAGCUGCUGCCCCCCAGUGAUGAGAACCAGAAGAGAAGAACUAAGACCAUGCCCCAUCCUAAAGCACAUAACUCUGAGGAUCUUUACCAGGAGGCCUGCAGCAUAGACAACAGAUGCCGGGGGGCUAGGCCGAAUUCUGACCUUAGGGCUAAUGGUCUGACCGAGGGUGGGAUGGCACAAAAGAGCGGCACUUCCGGAAGGAAUACUGCUGAGUUUUCUGCCCUUUACCGGAACAUGCACCACAUCCAGAGGCCAACCUCCCUAAAUUCAAGCCCCCAGGGUAGCGUCCGCAGUCUGGCCUCCCUCUUCGAAAGGCCAGGGGAUGACGUCAUUGUAGAGAGGGCCGAAGCCGGGAACAUCCCCCGGGAUGCUGUGACCUUCCGAGUGACAGAGUUUGAGCGAAUCAUCCAACAUUCCAAUGCUGCUCCUGUACGUUCUGCUUCAAUGCCCACACUCCACAGCAACCCUAGCCCCGCCCACAGCCCAGCCCCUGUCUGUUACCUGCCAACCGCACUUUCUGCUGAGUCACUGGUCAUCCCUGAAGCACCAUGCACAGAAGGCUGCCCCCUGCUGGACAAGAUACCACCCAAAGAGGAGACUAGUCUGUCAAGAGGUGAAGAAUGCGUGGAUUCCUCUGAGCAUGGAGAUAUGACCAGAUCUGAAAUGUGUCUAGAAAUAGAAGUUGAAGCAGAGAUGGAGGACAGUUGUGUGGGAAAUGCCAUCUCAGAGAAUUCGCCCAGCUCUUCCCCAGUAUCGGUCACCCCACCCUUGGAUCAUCAACAACGCAUCCACCACCACCAUGAUCACCUCUCCACCCAGCAUCUGCACCUUCACCUGAAACACAGCAAGUGUAAAGGAUCUUGCCCUGCCUCCUACACCCGUUUCACCACCAUCCGUCGACACGAACGCCAGCAGGCCACUGCCCUUCAUGACAAGCUGUCGGCCCAGGACAAGAAGAGUGCUUUCCCAGGGAACCUUUACCUCAUGGGUCCUGCACCCUUUCGUUUACGCCGGUCUCUUCACAGUCAUCAAGCCAAAAAAACUUGCGCUGUCUCAGCCACCAAAGCCAUGGCUAGAGAGCCAACUUCAGCCAUUUCAACAUGUAAGAUCUCCUCUCCAGAGCUGAGGCCUCUCCUCCCUCAGCGCCACUCUUCCUGGGAGGUGCUGGAGAGGCUGAGCAACGGGGAGGGCUCACCUACAGAGAGGAGUACCGCUGAUGAUCUCACUAAUGGGGAAAACACAGACGACAAUAAAAACCAUCUGCAGUCCAAGGCUGCUGACUGGCGAGAUUCAGAUUCCUCACAUGCGUUAAGCCAAGGGGACCGUGGAGAGAGCCCAGAUGAGGCCGCGCGAAGACGGUACGGAGAUAAAGAGAAAAUUCUGGAGGAGCAGAGGCGACUGAAGCGAGAACAGGAGGAGGCUGAUAUAGCAUCACGACGGCAUGCCGGCAUUGUUUUGACGCACCACCAGUUCAUUACCAACGACCGCUUCGGAGAUCUGCUCACAAUCGACAACACGGAGAAACGGAAGUCUGGGUCAGAGAGAACGCCUGCCUUGGCCAAAUUUGACUUCAAAGCAGAGAGUCUAAAGGAAUUGCCAUUUCAAAAGGGAGACAUCGUCUACAUCUACCGACAGGUGGACCUGAACUGGUAUGAAGGAGAGCACCAUGGCAGAGUGGGCAUUUUCCCACGCAGUUACGUUGAGCUCCUUCCACCCACAGAGAAAGCCCAGCCUAAGAAGAGUGCUCCAGUCCAAGUGCUUGAGUAUGGAGAGGCCAUCGCCCGUUUUAAUUUCACUGGUGACACGGCCGUGGAGAUGUCCUUCAGAAAGGGGGAACGUAUCACACUGAUUCGCAGGGUGGAUGAGAACUGGUAUGAGGGCAAAAUCUCAGGCACCAACAGGCAGGGCAUCUUCCCUGUCACUUACAUAGAGGUGCACAAAAGACCCCGAGUCAAAAACGGCGUGGACUACCCAGAUCCUCCCCUCAGCCAAUCGCCUCACCGCAGCACAAAUGCCUCCCCACAGCCAAUACGUAACCGGCUUACCACGUCUCCCCUCCCCCUCCCGCGCUCCCCAUGCCGCUCCGUCUCUCCUGAGGUUCACGCCAUCUCCAACGAGUGGAUUUCUCUGACCGUGGGUGGGGGCAGCCCCCCAGCGGCCCCUACCCCUCCUCCCCCUCCCUUGCCCAGCUUGUCCUACCGACUGGGCGAGUACUUGCCCCCCCCUCUGUCUGCCAGCCCCGUGCCCCCUGUCAGUGGGAGCCCCUACGGCAUCUCUCCAACAGCCUCCCCGUCAUCCUCCCCUCUGCCACCCCCCUGCCCACCCCGCCCCAGCUCCGCCACCCCCUUCCUCACCUUCACUCCCCCCCAGGGUGAGGACUUCCUCCUCUCCCCACCCUCCCCCCGCCUGUCCCGCAGCCUGAGUCCCUGUGGGGGGGCUGGGCUGGAGGGAUGGCUGGCAGGUGCCAGCCCCCUGGAGCUGACUGAGGGGAGAGAGGGAGACAGGGGAGGCAGUGGCCGUCAGGUCCCUUAUGACUGGGGGAACAGACCAGUGGAGCCUUUGAAGAGCCAAAGCGACUACCAGGAGCGAUCCUCCAGAAGUCCAGUCAUGUUGUUUGACAUCCCAGACAAUAUGAAUGCAAACUCAUUCACGGAGGCAGUGUGUAAUGAGAUCAUGAAUAUUGCUGAGACCUCAGUGAGGUACUGCAGCACGCUGUCACGUCCCAUAGACUCUGCCCACAAACUCCUGCCUCACCCAAGUAAACACUCUCUCAUCAUUUCCCAGCAACCCCAGUCUCACAGCAGCAGCCCCGAGCCUGGACGUAUGAGCUGCGGAAUUUUCCAGGCUCUAUACAGUUAUGUGCCACAGAAUGAAGAUGAGCUGGAACUCCAGGAAGGAGAUCUGGUCAGCGUGAUGGAGAAGUGUGAUGACGGUUGGUUCGUCGGAACCUCCAAGAGAACGAAACAGUUUGGCACCUUCCCUGGGAACUACGUGAAGGCCGUCAACUUGUAACCUGUAAAACUGUACAGUGUGUCUAAGAAGAUUGUGAAGUUUGCCUUUGGCUGCCUGAAGCAUUUGGCAUAUCAUUACUGU